This is a messenger RNA of Sinocyclocheilus grahami, 2238 nucleotides long. RefSeq names its product monoglyceride lipase. The record is from RefSeq and is a predicted model, not a curated record. NCBI's taxonomy places the organism in Eukaryota, Metazoa, Chordata, Actinopteri, Cypriniformes, Cyprinidae. The transcript is spliced from 7 exons. Bases 105 to 1136 code for a protein of 343 amino acids.
AUGUUGCUAAGGGAUCAGGACAGUCAGUGUUAUCUCGGUCCGCUCUGACUAAGCGACUGUCAUUUAAAACAUUCUGCCGGUCGCUGCACGUAGCGCUGCAUCAGAUGAAUGAAAUUCCCGGAAUGCAUAUGCUAGCCACCUGCCUAUUAGUCGCUGCUGUUUCAUACUGGUACAGCAGCGAGCUUCUGACAGCGCUCCGUCUGUUUAUUUCAGACUCAGCCCUCGGCGGGGACAUGCCGGAACCCGAGGGGAAUCGUCUGUCACCGCAAGGUGUCCCUUACACCGACCUGCCGCACAUCGUCAACGCCGACGGACUGCACCUGUUCUGCCGUUACUGGGAGCCCGACAGUCAGCCAAAGGCGCUGGUGUUUGUUGCCCACGGAGCAGGAGAGCACUGUGGGGGAUAUGCUGACAUUGCUCACAGCCUGACCCAGCAUGGUAUUCUGGUGUUCGCCCACGAUCACGUUGGUCAUGGCCAGAGUGAAGGUGAGAGAAUGGAUAUCAAAAACUUUCAGAUUUACAUCAGAGAUGCCCUCCAGCACAUUGACAUCAUGAAGGGCCGGUACCCCAAUCUGCCAGUCUUCAUCAUUGGACACUCAAUGGGAGGGAGCAUUUCCAUUCUGACCGCGUGUGAGAGGCCGCAGGAUUUUGCAGGUGUGGUUCUCAUAGGCCCCAUGGUUCAAAUGAAUGCUGAAUCUGCUACACCUUUCAAGGUUUUCCUGGCAAAAAUUCUAAACCGCUUGACUCCCAAACUCUCUCUUGGUUCAAUCGAAUCAAAAUGGGUCUCACGGGAUCCCAAACAGGUGGAGGCAUAUGACGCAGAUGAGCUAAAUCAUCAUGGAGGGCUGCGUGUCUCGUUCGGAAUGCAGCUGAUGGAUGCGGCGGCUCGCAUCAAGAGAGAAUUACCCAACAUUACAUGGCCCUUCUUCAUUCUCCAUGGAGACGCCGACAAGCUUUGUGACAUUGGAGGGUCUCAUCUAAUGUAUAAUGAGGCCAAGAGCACUGAUAAAAAACUGAAGGUGUAUGAAAAAGCCUACCAUGCCCUACAUCAUGAUUUACCUGAAACAGUAGAGUCUGUCUUAAAGAAGGUGUGCACUUGGAUCCUGGAGAGACUCCCCAGCCCUCAUGGGUCUUAGCUGUCAAUCACCAUAUACACAGUUGCCUAAGCCCCGCCCUCUACCGAAUCUUUCAUCUCUAUGACAAAGAGAUGUCUGAUUGCACUACAUGCCAACAAAACUACCCUCAUUCUAAUUUACCUAGGUGAUAAGAGGUCAUUCGUAAGUGACCUUUGACCUAGAGGUCCAAUUAAGCUUUAAUAUGGCCAGUAAGGGUUCUGUGGGAGUUUAUAUUCCCUGAAUAGCAAUCAUCAAUCAUCACCCGGUUGCCCUCAGUGCUGAGCUCUCUUUUGUGUUGCCACAGUAAUAGAAAGCAGCUGCAAUUUGCUCUUUGUGAUGUCCACUGCUCAUAAGAGAUGCAGUGCUGCCCCCGCUGGACAAUAGCAGUACUGCAUUCUGCUGUCAGCGCAGUUGCCAAGGCAACUCAACCUUAUUGCUUAUGGCUUGGCAGAAAAACAAACUGAACCUACAGAAUGAAAAUAAAUUUACAUUUAGUCAUUUAGCAGACGCUUUUAUCCAAAGCGACUUACAAAUGAGGACAAUGGAAGCAAUCAAAAUCAACAAGAGAGCAAUGAUAUGCAAGCUUUGAGACAUUCAAAGAGCAAAAUGUCUGCUGGGCAAAUGUAACAUUGUACUCGAAGAGAUCAAUUAGAUGAUCUCUACAGACACAUCUAUGCAGGAGAUCCCACCGAUUCCCAUAUAUUCACUAUAUAUACCCACAAUAAGGAGAAUUGGAAAGGUUUGAAAGUCUGUUCUAAAUGUCUUUUUGUGGUUUGACUGUUUCAAACACCUCAGACUGUUCCAUUCCUUGGAGUAAAUGGGGAAGUGGCUGUUCUGCAGCUGGAUUUACUUCAUAUGAAACCUAUUUACAGCUGAUUCUUUCUUAUGGGCUCUGGAGUUUUCAUAUCUUAUUCCUUUAUUUUUACAAGCAUUUCGUUACUUUGACUACUUAAUAAUAAAUAUGUUACUGUUUAAAUUAUAUGUUCACAGUAGCUUUUGAACUCAUUGUAGACCUCAGGGUGCGCAUGGGGUUUGUAGCUCUAAAACAACAUGAAAUUGUAAAAGGUCACUUGUUCACACCAGCUUAACAUUUAAUGCGACUGUUUUCAUUCAGACAAAGGAG